AUCGUGCUUUAAUUACAACUUGACGGACAGUCGGUGGCACAGUGGGCGACUGCGUGGGUUUCCUCCCGCACUCCACAAACAUGCAUACUGGGCUAAUUGAAGACUCGAAACUGCCCGUCGGUGCGGAUGCGAGGGUGAACGGUUGGUUGUCUAUGAUUGGCUGGCGACCGGUUCAGGGUGUCGUCCAGAGUCGCCCGGGAUAGGCUCCAGCGCGCCCGUGACCCCAGUGAGGGAGCGAACACAGCUCUGUAAUACGUCAGCGCCACAAAGUCAGAUCUCGGCCCUUAGGCUGCUCAAAAGGAUGUCGACGCGCAUAAUCUUGAAAAGCAAAUUGUGCGUCUUGGGCAUGGCCACCUCGGCCGUCGUCAUCUUGUUCUUCUGGAUGAGCGAGGUGAGGACUGGUCCGUUGCACCUCCACGCGGUCACACGGCCUCCCGCCGCGUGCCCCGGGCGGGUGAGCGAGGAGACCAUCACCCGUCUGAACGGCACCGAGCACCUGCUGGUGUCGGCCUACGCGGACGGGAGAGAGCGCGGCGAGGAGGUGCGCAUCAUCGCCAUCUUCAAGAGGGACUCGGUGCAGAAGCUGAAUUGCGUCUCGUGCUGCCAGGGCUGCGUUUCCGCCGAGAGCCCGGCCAGGGUUCUAGUGCAUCGGGAUCACUUUGGUUUCCCCUACGGCGCCACCUCCGUCCUGUGUCAGGCAUCGGUGGGCUGCCGAUGGUCGCACGUGGCUCUGGUGGCGCCCGAAAACCACACCGACGUGGGGAACCUGAUGUGGCUGCCUAUCAGGAACUGGAAGGAGGCGGGACAGGAAGAGAGAAGGCUGCCGUACAACUUUACAGUGUGCAUGUCCGUCCUGUUUGGAAACUACAACAACGCCCUACAGAUGGCGCAGACCCUGGAAACGUACAGGCUGCUCGGCGUGGACAAGGUGGUGGUCUACAACUUCAGCAUCGGUCCGGAACUCGCCCGCCUACUGCGCAGCUACAGCCAGGAAGGCUUCGUGGAGAUCAUUCCUUGGCCUAUCGACAGGCAUCUGAAACCCGCUAGCGCCUGGAGAUUCUCAAACGGCGUAGGUGACCUGGAGUACUUCGGUCAGGUAGUCGCGCUGAACGACUGCCUCUACAGGUCCAUGGAGCGGUCACGGUACAUCAUGGUCAACGACCAGGACGAGAUCAUCAUGCCGUAUCGGCACGAUGACCUGAUGUCUAUGAUGAGCGAGCUCCAACGGCAGCAUCCCGACGUGAGUGAGUUUCACAUCGAAGCCCACAGAUUUCCCACAACGAUGGUGGAGCCCAAUGGUACGUUCCAACUACCUCAGUGGGAAGGCGUGCCGGGAAUUAAUAUCUUGCGGCACAUCUACUCGUUGAAGCCAAACGGACUUAAUCGCAGCCUCGGCAAGAGCAUCAUUCGGCCAAGGUUGGUGAAAGAGACCUCGGUGCACCAGACGAAUAAUAAAUUCGGGACAACCUAUUAUGUCCCACCGAAUGUGUGUCGGAUCAUUCACAUCCGCGAUGAUCCGCCCUCCCCGCACUUCACUGUGGACCGGAGACUGUGGGACUUCCAGAAAAAACUGAUCCCCAACUUGGAAUAUAGUUUGAAGAGAGCGGGGCUGAUUAAAACGUAAUUCACGAGUUCGAGGUGCAUCACAAUAAAUGACAAUUACAAAACCUCAUCAAUCAAAAACCAGCCCCAAGCCAGUGCAAACUGUAGGCCGGUCCCAAGCGAGGACAUCCGGCUUAAACCUUUGCCAAACAAAUACGAACGUUCAUCCAAAGAAUUCCAUACCGGAUCGGAAUUCUGUACUCAGAAUCUGUUUGAAACUGGAUAUAGUUGUUAGAAUUUCAGAGCAACAGGUGUACUUCAAAAACUGCUAGUUAUAUGAGUAUUUAAAAAAAAAAAAAAAAAGUGAUGAGGAAGCAGUUGGCUUUGUUACCUUGAAUGUGAUUACAUGGACCUUUUACAUUAUUGGAUACCAAGAGCACAAAUGUAUAUAGUGUUUAGCUUCCUAUAUUUCAUUACUAUUAAGUCAUAUCUGUACUCAUAAUUAGGGCUAGGAGGUGAUCAUUUUUGUUUUGACUUCAUCACACUAUUGAACAUGUACACUGGAACAUUUAUUUUCUUUGACUUAUAACCUUAUAUGGUGUUGAUUUGUUUUUGUAUAUGUUCAAUAAAGACAUGAAAUGGGGGAAAAGACGGAGGCCUACUUCACUGCGCUAGCUUAAGUAAAAAAAUGUGUUUGGGGUGCAAACUUUGUUAAGUGCUCUCAAAUACGAAUAG
Messenger RNA from Phycodurus eques (leafy seadragon), 2277 nucleotides. RefSeq names its product glycosyltransferase family 92 protein F59C6.8-like. The transcript has 6 exons. The record is from RefSeq and is a predicted model, not a curated record. Lineage: Eukaryota; Metazoa; Chordata; Actinopteri; Syngnathiformes; Syngnathidae. Bases 302 to 1624 code for a protein of 440 amino acids.